Messenger RNA from Exophiala spinifera, 918 nucleotides. RefSeq lists its product as uncharacterized. The record is from RefSeq and is a predicted model, not a curated record. The transcript has a single exon. Bases 1 to 918 code for a protein of 305 amino acids. Lineage: Eukaryota; Fungi; Ascomycota; Eurotiomycetes; Chaetothyriales; Herpotrichiellaceae.
AUGGCUUCUACUUCGAGUCAAGGUACGAGCGCUGCAGUAAUAACCCAGAGAGGAUUCGUCACACUGCCCGACGUCAAAAAUGUCAACAUCUACUAUGAGUUGCACAACCCUGUUCAUGCACGAACGACCAACCAGAUGCCGGUAGUCUUGCUUUCAAAUUCCCUCGCUGCCAAUACUGCGUUGUGGAAACAUGUCGUUGAUUCAUUUUCAGCUGAGUAUACGAUCCUGACAUACGACCACCGGUUUCAUGGCAAAUCUCCUCUUCCGGAUACGGGGGUCGGCAGCUACGAUUUCGAACAAGGACACGACAUUGCCGACCUAGCAGCAGAUGUCAUUGCUCUUUUAGACGCUCUCAAAGUUCAAAAAGUCCAUGCUGCGGUCGGCCUCAGUAUUGGAGCGGCUGUGGUGUUGGUAGCCGGAGCUUCGAACCCAGGAAGAUUUGACCAGAUCCUUGUUGUAGGGACGAAGGCCGAGGCAUCUCCGGGAGACGAUGCAUCGCACGAUGCUCGCAUUGACCUCGCGAAAGCCCAGGGAAUGUCGGCCAUGAAUGAACAAUCACUAAAGAGAUGGUUUGGCGAAGGAUGGAUUGCGAAGAACCCAGACACGGCGGCAUUCGUCAAGGACGAAGUGCUAGCUGGUACACCUGUCGAGGGUUUCAUUGCAAGCGUUCAGGCUCUCAAGCGACUGAACCUGUGGGCAAGUGUGGAUAAGAUCUCACAAGAAGGUCAUGGAGACAAAUUCCUAUUUGUGGUUGGUGAAGACGACGCACCGGUCGUGGUCAGGGAUACCAAGGCGUUGGCCGAGAGAGCUGGGUCGGCAUUCGUAGAAGUCGGGAACUCGGGACAUAUUGUCAGCGUCCAGAACCCCGAGGCCCUGGAAAGGCUUAUUCGCGAGAGACUCGGUCGCCAUCUAUCUUGA